AUGACUCCCAAUUCCGCGAGCGACAAAUCCUCCCUCAACACUUCAUUAGAUGUUCUCAUAAUUGGAGCUGGGAUUUCCGGGAUCAACUUGGCAUACCACAUCCAGACAAAAGCCCCAGAACCAGCACCGUCAUCAUACGCCAUUCUUGAGUCAAGGAGUAAUUUGGGUGGCACAUGGGACCUAUUCAAAUACCCAGGUCUCAGGUCUGACUCAGAUAUGUUUACUUUCGGCUUGCCCUGGUACCCUUGGCGAAAGAACAAAACUAUAGCCUCGGGUGCUGAGAUCCGUUCUUAUCUAGAGGCCGCGGCUACACACGCUGGGAUCGAUAAAAAUAUCAAGUAUCAACACAGAGUACUUUCAGCGCGUUGGUCAUCCCAGAAGUCACGGUGGACUCUGGCUGUCGAGGUCAAUGGCGUUCCCGGGCAUAUUUAUGAGGCGCGUUUCCUUAUACUGGGCACCGGUUACUACGACUAUGAUGAGCCGUUAGCUACCCAAAUCCCAGGCCUUGACAACUUCGCUGGAACCAUAGUCCAUCCCCAAUUUUGGCCCGAGGAUUUGGACUAUGUCGAGAAAGAUGUUGUUAUCAUUGGGAGUGGCGCAACUGCCGUUACCCUGCUACCAAAUCUGACGGAAAAGGCAAAUCAUACGACCAUGUUGCAAAGAAGCCCAACUUACAUCUCGCCGUUGCCCGUGGUUGACAAGCUCGCGGUGGUUGAGCGCGCCAUAUUGCCAGCUCGCCUUGCCGGACGAGUGACUCGACUCCGCCGCGCUAUACGAUUCUUCGGCUUCUACUGGUUUUGCAAGUUCUUCCCCAACACUGCAAAACGACUCCUUCGCAACAUGUGCAUGAAACUCCUUCCCCCUGAUCUUCCUGUUGACCCGCAUUUCACUCCUCGCUAUAACCCCAUGGACCAGCGGCUCUGUGUCUGUCCAGAUGGUGACUUUUUUUCCAGCCUGCGUUCUGGAAAAGCGAGCAUAGUGACCGACACUAUCAAGAAGGUUACUGAAGAUGAGAUAAUCCUGGCUUCAGGUACAAAGUUGCGGCCUGACAUUAUCGUCACGGCGACUGGCCUCAAGCUACGUAUUGGCGGUGGUAUUCAAUUCUUUGUCGACGAUGACCCAAUCAAUAUUGUUGAUGGGUUUGCUUGGAAAGGUUUCAUGCUACAAAAUGUGCCUAACUUAGCUUUUGUAGCCGGGUACUACAACGCUGCAUGGACUUUAGGUGCAGAGGUGACAGGUAUAGCUGUUGUUAGGUUAUUACGCCAGAUGAAGUCCAAAGGGGUUUCUUGUGUUGUGCCACGCCUUGGGGAAUUGGAUCAAAAUAUGGAGCCGCAGUCGUUCUUCAAAAUCUCGUCUACCUAUGUUAGGGAUGCCAUUAUGUAUACCCCUAAGGGAGGAACGGGACAGUGGGCACAUAGGUGGAAUUACUUUUUUGAUCUCGCAAAAGCCUAUUGGGGUGAUUUUAAUUCUGGCCUGGAGUUUAUCUAG
This is a messenger RNA of Fusarium redolens, 1488 nucleotides long. RefSeq lists its product as uncharacterized. The transcript has a single exon. NCBI's taxonomy places the organism in Eukaryota, Fungi, Ascomycota, Sordariomycetes, Hypocreales, Nectriaceae. The record is from RefSeq and is a predicted model, not a curated record. The coding region runs from base 1 to 1488 and encodes 495 amino acids.